AUGAAGGCUCCGUGGACCAUUUUAACGCUUUCAGCCACUGGAAUAUGCGCGGGGAUCGCUCUGAUUCUCAGUGUCAUCAAUAUGAACGACCCUGCGGCUAUUCCCGCUCCAUUCCCCCUGGACAUUACAGUGCCAGAUUCGGACAAAGUUUCGGUCUCUAUCGUGGAAUACGACGGUAUUGAGCAUAAGAUACUCUCUGCAAACACAGAGGAAAUGAUAGCAGAGCUCAGAAACGGGGAAAUGACUGUCUGGAAUGAUGAGAAGAAUAGAGGAGCAAGCACCAUUCACAUCUUCUCCAAGUGUGGAGAAACGCGCUUAAUGGAGGUAUUUGCGGGACCAAGAAGUAGUCCGUCCAUCAUAUACCUCGAAUACAGCGGUGGUCAGUGGACACAAAUCAAUGUGAGCACUUACAACGAGAGGUGGAAUGACCUCUUUAAUGAUGAUCCCUGCACCAUCAACAAAGGUGCUAUAGUCACACUUGACCUUGCCUCUGUACUCCAAGACAAUUUUAUUACCCACAACGGUGCUUCAGAUGGCCUAUCGUACCGCCUAUACAUCCCAAAGGAAGGUUUUGCAUGCACCAAAAUCACGGAUGGGAAAGAGGAGAUUUGGAGCGCAGAUUGUGCAUACAACAAUGUAGAUUACGAUUAUGCCUAUUAUAAUGGAAACAAUGCAGUUUGUUACACGGAUGAGAGCUCAAAAGGGAGUCAAGAGAACAGAAUCCUCCCGUCAAUGGCUGGUGUUUACCUCAAAGAAGGUCUGCCAGCUCUGCUCUACUUGUACCUCAAAGGGGUAAAUGCACGUGAUAGUAGACAAAGACUCGAAUGCUACGCGAAACAAGACGGGGACUGGACAAGGAUCCGACCCAUGGAUUUCGACCAAAAAGUUUAUGCUCUCCAGGAUGUCCAUCACACUUCAAGACACAGGGAGCUUAUCAUGGAUAUUUCAAGGCUCUCCUCAUACACACCAUCGAGGGACGGUGUUGAAAUUCUGCACAAUUCAGAGGAAGAUCCAUUCCUGACCGUCAUCUCCCUUCCAAAUGUAAAAGUUGUGGAGAUCGCCGAGGACACCCAGACGAUAUGGACGGCGGAAGACGGAGAAUCGUGCGAUUUAGCGUCGCUAUUCUUCAAGGGCAAAAGGCCAAUUCUAGCGGAACUCGUCGUUAACAAGCCCGGCUCAGAUGGGAUGGAUGGAGUGAACGAGACAAAGAUUCUCCACUUUGAAAAGCGACUCUUUGGAUGGUAUAGAAUGACGGAGAAGCUCUACAAGUUUAAACUCGAAGGGUUUAUGUCCCCCAAAAAGGGUGGAUUCAUCCCGCACUCGUUAUUCAUUAUACCAGUAAUGAUUGCCUUGGGCAUGUCACUUUAA
This is a messenger RNA of Theileria equi strain WA, 1368 nucleotides long. RefSeq names its product signal peptide containing protein. The transcript has a single exon. Lineage: Eukaryota; Apicomplexa; Aconoidasida; Piroplasmida; Theileriidae. The coding region runs from base 1 to 1368 and encodes 455 amino acids. The record is from RefSeq and is a predicted model, not a curated record.